Cuscuta europaea is the source of this 1403-nucleotide messenger RNA. The record is from the annotation of a GenBank genome assembly. Lineage: Eukaryota; Viridiplantae; Streptophyta; Magnoliopsida; Solanales; Convolvulaceae.
CAUUUCAAUAGAUUUAGGGCCUUCUGAACGGACUCUUCCAGGUUCCAAUUAAGCAGAAAUGGCUCUCUCAACGGCCUCUGUGUUCCGCAGGUAUCAUGUUCUGUCGCCACAGCUUCCUUUUACAUCUUCAUAUUUAUCUUUAGGACUCCAAUGCAGCCGCAAAUUCAGCGUCUUUGCCGCUCAGUCAAUGACAGAAGAAUCAACAUCGUCUCUGAUUUCUGCGGCAGCCCAACCGCAGAACGUUCGGUGGAAGCCGACGUGCUUGUACUUCACUCAAGAUGGAUGAUGUGACACAUACCGAGAAGUUCAAUCAUAGUUGCUCCGUGGCUGGGAAGCUAGCCGCCAAUGUUUUGCAAUCGAGGAAAUUGCUGCAGCAGGGUUUAGAUUUUCUUCUCGUGCUCGAUUUGGAAGGGAAAGUUGAAAUACUUGAAUUCCCCGUACUAUUGUUCGAUACGAAAACCAUGGAUGUUGUAGAUUUCUUUCAUAGGUUUGUCAGGCCCUCAAAAAUGAGCGAGCAAAGAAUAAAUGAAUAUAUAGAAGGAAAGUAUGGAAAAAUUGGGGUUGACAGAAUAUUGUCAAUUCAUGCAAUUUGCGACGCGACUUUCACUAUGGGUCAUCCGGAAAUAGUCCCUUUGUGCUUUAGUACAGGGGUAGGACUGCGCACAUCUAACUCCCCCUUACCCCACCGAAAGUGGGAGCAUGCUGAGGGUUUGGCAUGAUACGGCAAUCCCUUUCGGAGAAGUUAUCAAGCAAUUUGAAACUUGGCUAGCUAAGAAUGAAUUGUGGCAAAAGGGGUGGGAUGGCUGCCUAAAUAAGGCUGCGUUUGUGACCUGUGGGAAUUGGGAUUUGAAAACAAAAGUUCCGCAGCAGUGCAAACUAUCAAAGAUGAAGCUUCCGCCAUAUUUUAUGGAAUGGAUCAAUCUGAAGGACAUAUAUCUGAACUUCUAUAAGCGAAGGGCCCCAGGGAUGCUUUCCAUGAUGAGGGAACUGAAUAUUCCCCUUUUAGGCAGUCACCAUCUUGGUAUAGAUGAUUCCAAAAACAUUGCAAGGGUGUUGCAGCAUAUGCUCAACGACGGUGCUUGCUUGCAAGUAACUGCAAAAAGAAGUCAUGUUUCUCCUGAAGAAGUUGAGUUCCUCUUUGAAAAUCGUAUUAGAUAGCUGGGAAAGUAACAUAGAAUCGUAUUUUAGGUUAUUUUGGCCUUGUUUCACGGACUUGUUUUAUUUGUCUGUGACCGUGUCUAACUUUAAAGUUGCACUGUAGUUCUUUGUGUCCAUCUUUACUUCUUCGUCUCCUUUUGCAACGUAUACUUGCACAACUUAGAUGUAUUCACGGUGCUUGUAGUCUUGUACAUCAAUUGACAACACAAAUUUACAUAACUUGUCGUUAACUUGAAAGUGGUUUC